Molecule: messenger RNA, 5350 nt
Organism: Neoarius graeffei (lesser salmon catfish)
Lineage: Eukaryota; Metazoa; Chordata; Actinopteri; Siluriformes; Ariidae
Gene: snx13
Product: sorting nexin 13
Exons: 27
Coding region: 187-3147 (986 amino acids)
Biological process (GO): positive regulation of GTPase activity
Cellular component (GO): early endosome
Molecular function (GO): phosphatidylinositol binding
Source: RefSeq, a predicted model, not a curated record
GGGCAUCCUGGACGUAAACCUCGCAAUAUGGAGACUCCUGGGAGAGUGCAGCGAGUCUGGAAGGCUGGCUGGUUUUAACAAUAAAUACAAAAUAAAUAAAGAGAGAGAAACACACCAAAGCGCUGUGGCAGCUGGUAAAAUGUGUUGGGGUUAAUCUGCGCGGCUUCUGCCUCGACGUCUCCCACCAUGUUUGCAGAGAUGAUGGUAAGCAGCGUGACGAGUCUUCUUGAUCUGCAGGUUGAGAUUAGUGCCCAUCCACAUCCCAAGGUUCUUUACUACUGGAACAGAAGACACGCCAGUCUGUCUGUCUGGGGAUGGGGGGGCCUGGGAAUCCUGCUUUUCCUCAUCACGUUCGGACCCUUUGCCAUAUUUUAUUUGGCGUUUUAUAUCUUCUGUUUUCUUGGCGGUGGCUUCGCAGUCACGCUUUUAUUUGGAAAGACAAAUUCUGAAAAACACCUAGAGAAAUGUGAACACUCCUACCUUCCCCCAACCCCAACAGGUAUAGCAAAGACUUUAGAGGAGCUGAAGCAGGAGACGAAGCCCAUAAAAAUCGACCGGCGUCUAACGGGAUCCAACUUCAUCGACGAGCCUCUGCAACAGGUGAUCCAGUUUGCUCUGAGGGAUUACAUCCAGUACUGGUAUUACACACUGAGCGAGGAUGAGUCCUUCCUGCUGGAGAUCAGGCAGACGGUGCAGAACGCUCUCGUGCAGUUCUCUACACGGUCCAAGGAGGUGGACUGGCAGCCGUAUUUCACCACCAGACUGGUGGAUGACUUUGCCACUCAUCUCCGUGUUUUCAGAAAGGCCCAGGAGAGGCUGAACGAGAGGGAGGACCCGAAACAACGUGAAGCUCCAGAGGAGCUGCUGGAUGCGUUUUUUGAAACAGAGGUGGAGAUGGAGAGGAAGAUCUGCAGAGAUGUAGUGUGCACCUCCCAUAAAGAUGAAGAAGGGUUCCUACGGGAUCUGUGUGAGGUGCUACUGUAUCUCUUACUACCUCCUGGAGACUUCCACAACAAGAACAUGAGAUACUUCCUCAGGGAAAUUUUGGCGAGAGGAGUGCUGCUGCCAUUGAUUAACCAACUAAGUGAUCCUGAUUAUAUCAAUCAGUUCAUCAUCUGGAUGAUCCGAGACUCCAGCUGCAACUAUGAAGCCUUUAUGAACAUCCUGAAGCUGACAGACAAGCCAGCUGAACUGGAGGCUGUUAAAGACAAAGUUCUGGAAGAGCUUCAGUACCUGCGCUCGCUAGAUACCGCAGGAGAUGAUAUCAACACUAUAAAGAAUCAAAUUAACAGUUUAUUGUUUGUGAAAAAAGUCUGUGAAACAAGAAUACAAAGGCUACAAUCAGGAAAGGAAGUCGAUGCUAUGAAACUUGCGGCAAAUUUUGGCAAACUGUGUAUAAUCCCACUGGACCAGAUCCUCGUGCACAACAUAGCGCUUCAGUUUUUUAUGGACUACAUGCAGCAGAUGGGGGGUCAGGCAGAUCUGUUCUUCUGGCUGACGGUAGAGGGGUACCGGGUGACGGCCCAGCAGCAGCUCGAGGUUCUACAGAGCUGGCAGAAGGACGGCAGGAAGCAGAGCGGCCAGACUAAGGGCCUGUUGAAAGCUGCUGCGUUCGGCGUCUAUGAGCAGUACCUCUCGGAGAAGGCGUCUCCCAGAGUGCAAGUGGAUCGGGCGUGUGUGGACAGACUGGCUGAGAAACUCAGCAAAGAGGAUCCGACUCCGGAGAUUUUCGAUGACAUCCAGAGAAAGGUGUACGAUAUGAUGUUGAAGGAUGAACGGUUCUACCCGUCGUUUAAGCAGCACCCUCUGUACGUGCGCAUGCUGGCUGAAUUGGACAUGCUGAAGGAGCCGAGCUACCGGGGCUCAGACGAUGGGGACACAGAGUCUUUUAAUGGAUCUCCAACUGGAAGCAUUAAUUUGUCUUUGGAUGACCUCACGAACGCCACCACAGACGAGUCUGUGCAGCUACAUGCUUUUAUUUCUGAUACCGGCGUGUGUAACGAUCACGGGAAGACCUACGCGCUCUACGCCAUCACAGUCAUCCGUAAGAACCCAGAUGGUAGCGAGGACACCUGGAAGACCUACCGCCGCUACAGCGACUUCCAUGACUUCCACAUGCGCAUCACUGAACAGUUUGAGAACCUCAACUCGAUAUUAAAACUUCCUGGGAAGAAAACGUUCAACAACAUGGACAGGGACUUCCUGGAGAGAAGGAAAAAGGACCUGAACGCUUAUUUACAGCUGCUUCUGAAUCCAGAGAUGGUGAAAGCCUGCCCCAUGCUCAUACCUUACGUCCAUGACUUCCUGGAGAACAAGGCCUACAGCAAAGGCAAGGGCGACUUUGCACGAAAGAUGGAUACAUUUGUGAACCCUCUACGUAGCUCCAUGAGGAACAUGUCAAAUGCUGUGAAGGCACUUCCUGACAGCCUCGCUGAAGGAAUGACCAAAGUGUCGGACAACAUGGGGCGCAUGUCCGAGAGACUGGGCCAGGACAUCCGACAGUCCAUAUUCAAGGUGCCGCCUUUAAUCCCAAAGUCAGACAUCGACCCUGAACACUGCCGAGUGUCUGCUCAGCUGGAUGACAAUGUGGAUGAUAACAUCCCACUGCGUGUGAUGCUGCUGCUCAUGGACGAGGUGUUCGACCUGAAGGAGAGGAACCAGUGGCUCCGCAGGAACAUCAAGAACCUCCUGCAGCAGCUCAUUCGAGCCACGUAUGGAGACACAAUCAACAGGAAAAUUGUGGAUCAUGUAGACUUCAUGACGUCUCCAGAGCAAGUAGCGGACUACGUUAAGAGGUUUAGAGAUUCCUACUGGCCAAAUGGAAUCCUAGCAGAGACGCCACCACGCCGAGAGAAGAGCAUCCGCAUGAGGACGAGAGUAGCGGCCAAGACUAACCUCCUGGGCAUCAUGCCAGACGAGCUGAAGCACAUCAUCGGGGCAGAAACCACGCGCAAGGGCAUCCUCCGGGUCUUUGAAAUGUUCCAGCACCAGCAGCUGAACCGCCGCCUGGCCUACGUCUUCCUGGAGGGGUUUCUCGAAACCAUGUUCCCUCAAUACAAGUUCCCCGAGCUGUUCGUCAAGCUGCACUCCCGCUCGCCGCGCAUCCGCACUUAUUCACAGAAAGUCCGAACCUUACAGAAGAGGUGACGCAGUGGCUCAGGCAGCAGGAAGCACCACUCUCAAAAGAGGAGGGACCAGCCCACGGUGAGGCUGGAGAAAGACACAGGGCUGGGUGCGAGUGUGAAUGUGUGUGUGUGUGUGUGCGUGCGUGCUGUGGAUCACACACCCCAGCUCUCAGUCCUUCCUGUUCUUAAGAGAAGCACUGUAUCCACAUGGCUGUAGCAUAGAGGAUUCAUUUUAGCAUUGUGGCGCGUCACCACUAAGAUGCUGCAGUGCUUGACCUGUACCGUCAGCAUUUCAGUAUUUGGAUCUCAUUUUGUCUUUUUUAAUUAUAAAUAUUAUUAUUAUUUUGGGAGGACGUUGCAAUGUGGGAGGAUUCCCUGUGGAUAAAACAUGUUCAAGUUCGCAGGUCAUCGAUGAGUCGACGUAAAGACUAAAUGAUUUUAAAUAAACAAUCGAGUGGAAUGGCAGGAAGAAAAACUGACAAACGUGGCUCGUACCGAGCCGCUUUUUAUCACAGGCGUAUCUGAGGUAAAGUUUUUUUGUUUGUUUGUUUUUAGGGCUGGAAAGCGGGUUUUAAUUGCACCGAACUUCUUCUUUUUCACGUUUUAGCGAGUGAAAUCAUCACGUCCAGACCAUGCGAGUGACUUAAUAACCAAAUAUCCGUGCAGCACUGAUGCACCGAUUUUACAGAGCGCUGAAAUAGCCAUCACAUAACCUGCUGCGACUCAGAGUGGAUUUCAGGCAAACAAGAUUCUGGCAGGACACGUGCAGCGCACACAAGUUUUGGCACCCUGCAGGACACCAAGCAUACAGCACGAUGCGUUAAAGAAUGUAUCCGUCUCUGGCAAACCUGUCUGUACUCAUCCGUUUUUUUUUUUUUCCUUUUCGUUUCCACAGUUCACACACUGCACAUACAGGAUUUGGACCUGUUUAGAACACUAGAAGACUUGUUAAAGACCCGUGUGUAGCAUUUACGUUUAAGUCCGAAGCGUGCGCCAGUGCCAGUUAGGAAAUCGGCCUUAAUUUUCUCCAACCAAAAGAGACGUGUGCUUAGACGUAGCUUUCCUUAAACGCACCCACACGUCUUCAGAGAGCCAUUAGAUGUUCAGUCCUAAUCAUCACACUUUUAUUUCGAGAAUAUGUAAUUUAAUUCGUGUUUUGUGCAAUAUAUAUAUAUUUUUUUGCAUGUGUUCAGAUAAUGGUAAAUGUUUUUCAGAUUUGAGAAUACAAUAAUGCAAAAAAAAAAAAAAAAACCCAUCAGAAUACAUUCCGUCGUUGUAAAUGACUCGGCUUACGUUUAAGACUUGUUUUAUAAGUCUGCAAUUUGUUUUCUUUCAUUUCCUGGUGACCAUAGUGCUUCCUUGACGAUGGAUUUCGUGCAUCUGUGUGUGCAUGGCUUAUUUGCUCCAGGAGGCGAAGCGUUAUACGAAACCAGCGGAGGUCCGUACCGAUUAGGAGUCGUUUCUGUGACACGCUUUUUUUGGGUUUAUCGGGUCAAAUCUGAUGAAUGUUAUACUGUAUUCCGGUUUUAAAUUGUCAGAGUAACAAGUCUUGCCUCUAGAGCAUGCAGGAUGUGUGGCUCUGUAACCCGUAGUCACAUGAUCUGCGGGUUAUCGAUCAGCACAGUGACCCUGUUGAGAGGUUCAUUCUGAUUUUUGAACUAAAUAGCACUUAAAUCGUACGGAUGAGGGCUUCUGUUAUUUUUUUAUUUUUAUUUUUUUCCCGAAACACAAACCACCAGUUGGUUUUUAAUCAUUCCUUAUUACUGUAAAAAAAAAAAAAACACCACACACACACACCACUAAUUAAUCUACAGCCUUCUGUGAUCUGUUAAACCGAUGCUACACGGCACUGUUUUAAUGAGUUAACGCACUCCACUUUCACCUCGAACCCAAGUAAAAGGUUCUCUGCGAUGCAGGACAGCUCGUUUCUCUCGGUUCUUUUGUGUUCGUUAAAUCCCCAUAUAUAUAUAUGAAUCUCUAAUUAUUACCUUGUACAUAUCACGUGUACAGUAUGUGUCAACGGUGUGCCUAAAUGUACUGUCAAUUAUAUUUUCUUAUUUUUCUUUAACAAACAAACAAAAAAAAAAAGUGAAGCUGAAUGUUAUGGUCGGUUGACUAUAAACAAAAGACUCUAAAACGGUUUAGUGUGUUUGCAUCCUGCUUCUAAGAUACUCCUUUUGAGCAGCAGAACUCAGUAUAACACUAAUAAAACUUUGACUAACUCA